This is a messenger RNA of Drosophila biarmipes, 1345 nucleotides long. Its product is annotated as L-asparaginase-like protein GD25160. Gene Ontology annotation, biological process: protein deglycosylation. The transcript has 2 exons. Bases 94 to 1260 code for a protein of 388 amino acids. The record is from RefSeq and is a predicted model, not a curated record. Gene Ontology annotation, cellular component: lysosome. Lineage: Eukaryota; Metazoa; Arthropoda; Insecta; Diptera; Drosophilidae. Gene Ontology annotation, molecular function: N4-(beta-N-acetylglucosaminyl)-L-asparaginase activity.
GGAAGCCACUGGAAGAGAAGAGUUGAGCGCCACUUGAAGCCAUUUUCAGGUCAACUAAUGGUGGCGUUUCGGCAGAGCCGAGGAAGCAGGUGAAUGGAGGGGCAACAGUCGCCCCUCAGUGUCCAGGAAAAGUCGCGUAAAUACUACUGGAACCCGAGAAUGAGGGAGAGGAAGUUCAAAAUGUUCGGGACCAGAAAAUCACUGGUACAACCCCUCCUGAUCAGUACGUGGAACUACACGGAUGCCAACUUGCAGGCGUGGAGUGUUUUGCAGCAGGGACCUCGAAGGACUCGUCAGGCGGUGAUCCAGGGAUGUCUGGCCUGUCAGAGCCAGCGAUGUGGCCGUCUUUUGGCCGGCGGAGCUUCCCCAGAUGCGGAGGGCUCUUUGACCCUGGAAGCGGCCCUCAUGGAUGGCGGCACUUUGAGAUACGGUGCAGUGGCUGGAAUGGAGGGAGUUCGCAAUGCCAUCCUCGUAGCAGAUGCAGUCGUAAGGUACACAAAACACUCUCUUUUGGUUGGAAAAAGUGCUACGAGAUUUGCCACAGCCAUGGGUUACAAGGAGGACUACCCUAGGAGUAUGAGCACCCUGAAAGUGCUGAAAGAAUGGAGUUUAAACGCCUGUCAACCGAACUUCUGGCGUGAUGUGCACCCUUCUCCCUCGGAAAACUGUGGUCCAUACACACCCUUACCGCAGCAUCUGAUGCAGCAUCCGCCGCACCCGGAAUACCCCAUCGUACUGGGUCAGCACGAUCAGCUGGCCUUUUUGGCCCUGGACGCAGAGGGUCAAUUCCACGUGGCCAGCCAAUCAAGUGGCGCCCCCUUUCGGAUCCCCGGCAGAGCGGGGGACGCCGCGGUGCCAGGUGCCGGGAUUUAUGCGGAUAAUGAAGUGGGAGCCGCGGUGGCCAGUGGCGAUGGAGACGUCCUCAUGCGACACCUGCCCGCCUUCCUGGCCGUCGAGGCGAUGAGAAGGGGUGAAAAGCCGGACAAGGCCGCCAAGGAGGUGGUGCAACGCCUGCUGAGACACAACACCGAGUUUAAUGGGGCCGUGGUGGUGGUCAAUCGAAGGGGCAUCUAUGCCGCCGCCUGCGCCGGGCUCGACGAGUUCCAUUUCGUGGUCAGUGGGGGCAAGGAGUACCUCAGCAUGGCCCGGGUGGAGCGGAUCAAGUGCCUGGAGCGGGAGCAUGAAAUAGUGGAUGGUGGGCCCAAGGGACUGUUUCCUAUGAGUCCUGAAAAGCAGGUGAAGCCCAGGGCACGGGGAUAAGUUUAGGUAGAUAAGAGAGCUAUAGGGUACUUGAGUUCUUAUGUAUAAGUAGUGGGUAAAAGAAAAUAUAAAUAUGUUUAGAUAU